This is a messenger RNA of Fukomys damarensis (Damara mole-rat), 2690 nucleotides long. RefSeq names its product C-X-C motif chemokine receptor 5 (gene Cxcr5). The coding region runs from base 50 to 1138 and encodes 362 amino acids. Gene Ontology annotation, biological process: immune response; G protein-coupled receptor signaling pathway; chemotaxis. NCBI's taxonomy places the organism in Eukaryota, Metazoa, Chordata, Mammalia, Rodentia, Bathyergidae. The transcript is spliced from 2 exons. Gene Ontology annotation, molecular function: C-X-C chemokine receptor activity. Gene Ontology annotation, cellular component: membrane. The record is from RefSeq and is a predicted model, not a curated record.
GGCUUUGGAGAGCACCCCCCAAAAGAAAAAGAAAAUUGGAAAAGGGCACAUGAAGGAAAUUUGGAAUAUGUACAAGGAGCUGGCCAACUACAGUGACAGCACAGAGAGCCCUCUCCUGGAGAGCCACUUCUGCUCCACUGCUGAGGGGCCCCUUCUGACCUCCUUCAAGGCUGUGUUCAUGCCAGUGGCCUACAGCUUCAUCUUCCUUCUAGGGAUGAUGGGCAACAUCCUGGUGCUGGUGAUCCUGGAGCGGCACCGGCAGACUCGCAGCUCCACCGAGACCUUCCUGUUCCACUUGGCAGUGGCUGACCUCCUGCUGGUCUUCAUCCUGCCCUUUGCUGUGGCUGAGGGCUCUGUGGGCUGGGUCCUGGGGACCUUCCUCUGCAAAACUGUGAUUGCCCUACACAAGAUCAACUUCUACUGCAGCAGCCUGCUCCUGGCCUGCAUCGCUGUGGACCGCUACCUGGCCAUCGUCCAUGCUGUCCACGCCUACCGCCACCGCCGCCUCUUCUCCAUCCACAUCACCUGCGUGGCCAUCUGGCUGGUGGGCUUCCUCUUCGCUUUGCCCGAGAUUCUCUUUGCCAAGGUCAGCCAACCCCAUCACAACGACUCCCUGCCACGCUGCACCUUUUCCCAAGAGAACCAAGCUGAAACUAACGCCUGGUUCACCUCCCGCUUCCUCUACCACAUUGGGGGCUUCCUGCUACCGAUGCUGGUGAUGGGCUGGUGCUAUGUGGGGGUGGUGCAUAGACUUUGCCAGGCCCAGCGGCGCCCUCAACGGCAGAAGGCCGUUAGGGUGGCCAUCCUGGUGACCAGCAUCUUCUUUCUCUGCUGGUCACCUUACCAUAUUGUCAUCUUCCUGGACACCCUGGCAAGGCUGAAGGCUGUGGACAAUAGCUGCGAGCUAAAUGGCUAUCUCCCUGUGGCCAUCACCAUGUGCGAGUUCCUGGGCCUGGCCCACUGCUGCCUCAACCCCAUGCUCUACACCUUUGCUGGUGUGAAGUUUCGCAGUGACCUGUCUCGGCUUCUGACCAAGCUGGGCUGUGCCGGCACUGCCUCCCUGUGCCAGCUCCUCCCGAGCUGGCGUAAGAGCAGUCUGUCUGAGUCAGAGAAUGCCACCUCCCUCACCACCUUCUAGGCUCCAAUACUCUGCUUUGUUUCUGCUUUCCUUGGGGUAUUCGGGGAUGCUGGAGCCUCUCCCAACAGGAGCUGGCGUCCUAAAAGCUAUAGUGGUCAGCGUUCCAUGGGGCAGUGAGAUGAGCCAGCCCUCCUUGAGGAUGUCCCUGCAGCUCUUCCACAAGCCCCAGGGCUGGGCUGAAGGCCAAGGAGGGGAAAGCAGCUGAAAGGCAAAGCAAAAACUGUCUGUACCUGUCUGCAUCACCCUGAGCUGAGAGGACCCUGCAUACCUCUUCCCAUCCUCACUAGCCAAGAUACAAGAACCAACAUUUACUUCUACCCUGGCCAGUAAGAAAAGUUAGUCCCCUCCCAGAAUAUACUCCAUUAUUUUAGGGCUACUCACUGCUACAGCUACCUGCCUCUCCUCUGAUGCCACUUGCCGAAUGAAGUCAGAAGAAGAUGGGCACCAGAGGAUGAGUCAAGUUAAGGCUGAGGGACGAUCAGCUGGCAGCAGAGUGCCCUUAAUGCAUCUCAAACCCUUGAACUCAGACAUCCUGCCAGGAUCUGAGCCCUUUGGCCAUCCUGCCCAAGUGAGAACGUUGCAUUGAUUCACUUUAAGUGACCAAAACAGCACUUGGUCAACCCCAUGUCACUCGGUCCUGGACUGCAGAUUGAGAACAGACCUCAGGUGCCCACAGAGGGCAUCCAGUGCCCGUCAGGAACUAAAGGAGAGCCAGGAGAGGAAUCCAGUGGAGAAAUGGAUAAUCUUUCCCCAGCCCCCAAAGAAGACAAAUACGAAUCAAAGCCAGCUGUCAUCUCUCCCCAGGGACCAGAUGGAGAUGGGUGGAAAUCUCCCAAGAUGGACAUGAAGAGACAGGAUCCAGGGCCCUAGUGGAUUUUGGGUACUGAUGGAGAAGAAGACAGACUUGGUCCCCAUUUCCACAAUCUACAGGGCCCAUAAAAACUAGAACAGCAGAGUGAUUUGGAGCACAGCAGAAGGACUUAGCUAAAGGAGUCAGAAUGGCAUAGAGACCCCUUGGGGAGAAAGACAGAGUAAAGGGGCCCUCCGGAAGUCAUCUCAUCCAGUCCCCAACCCCCAUGUCACCUUAGGUAGGGUAGUGUGAAAAUCAGACCUGGGCAGGGAAGUCCCCAGACCCCAAGAAGCCUGCCCUGGCCCUAAGAGGAUGCCACUCAGAUGGAACCAGAGGAAGCUACUCCAUGCUUAGGGAGGCCUGUCAGGCAGUUCCGGGCUCUCCUCCCCUUCCCAGCUUGGAUUAGGGUGGGGGUCAGGGGCCCCUGCACCUGCUGAAGGCCCAUCUGGGUGCCCAGUUCUCAAGCCCAUCAGCCAAGUUCCCUGGGAGGCCCUCACUGAGAAAAUCAGGGGUGUUCCCUUACCGUGAAAAGAUGGGGAAGCCCUGGGGCCUCCCUUUAUUUUCCCUAGCAUUCGAUAGCCAGCUGGGCAGUGGAGGAACCAGACACAGAAGCACAAAGGCCAACAGGUUGGAUUUUGAAUUUUCUUUUUAAUAAAAAGGCACCUAUAAAACAGGUCAAUACAGUACAGGCAGCACAGAGAC